CCUUUCUGCAACAAACUAAUCAUCAAAGAUGGUGAAGCUUGGAUUUGGAUGCUUUGGGGACUCCUUUAGUGGUUCUUCUCUGAAGGCUUAUUUGGCUGAGUUCAUAGCCACCCUUCUCUUUGUUUUUGCUGGUGUUGGCUCUGCAAUUUCUUACAGUGAUCUUACAUCAGAUGCUGCAUUAGACCCAGCUGGGCUUGUGGCCAUUGCCUUAGCUCAUGCAUUCGCUUUGUUCGUUGGUGUGUCCAUGGCAGCCAACAUCUCCGGUGGUCACUUGAACCCGGCCGUCACCUUCGGAUUGGCCGUCGGUGGUAACAUCACCAUCCUCACUGGCAUCUUCUACUGGGUUGCACAACUGCUCGGCUCCAUUGUUGCCUGCUUCCUCCUCCAAUUUGUCACCAACGGCAAGUCCGUUCCAACCCAUGGCGUUGCUUCCGGCAUGUCAGCUCUCGGAGGCGUCGUGAUGGAGAUUGUCAUAACCUUCGCAUUGGUGUACACCGUCUAUGCCACCGCAGCUGACCCCAAGAAGGGAUCACUUGGAACAAUUGCUCCAAUCGCAAUCGGGUUCAUCGUUGGUGCAAACAUCUUGGCUGCUGGUCCGUUCAGUGGUGGUUCAAUGAAUCCGGCUCGCUCAUUUGGACCAGCUGUUGUCAGUGGAGACUUUGCUGGUAACUGGAUUUACUGGGUUGGCCCACUCAUUGGAGGUGGUUUGGCCGGGUUUAUUUAUGGCGACAUCUUCAUUGGAUCUUAUGCCCCAGUAGUCGCUGAAGACUAUCCUUAAAAUUAAGGGAUCUGCGCAAGCUCCUUACUUGUUAUCUGAAGCUUUUGAGGUUUUCUUUGUG
Messenger RNA from Telopea speciosissima, 839 nucleotides. Its product is annotated as probable aquaporin TIP2-1. Gene Ontology annotation, biological process: water transport; transmembrane transport. Bases 29 to 778 code for a protein of 249 amino acids. Gene Ontology annotation, cellular component: plant-type vacuole membrane. NCBI's taxonomy places the organism in Eukaryota, Viridiplantae, Streptophyta, Magnoliopsida, Proteales, Proteaceae. Gene Ontology annotation, molecular function: water channel activity. The transcript is spliced from 3 exons. The record is from RefSeq and is a predicted model, not a curated record.